GAUGUGUUAAAAGUUAACACAAAAAAUGUGUUGUCACAUACUUAACACAGUUUGUGUUGAUAUUAGCACAACAUGUGUUAAGAAGCUCAAAAUCUUAACACAUAUUGUGUACUGGACAAGUUAACACAACUGUGUGUUAUUUCAGUCUACAUGGCGGGAAUUUGCCCUUGCGCUUCUGCCCUGGUGAACCUGUGCAAAGCAGGUUUGAGCUUUCCCGCCGCAUUUGACAAAGGACUUGCAAUGGAGGCUGCUUCUCUUGGGAUGCACUACGACCCCUUGAACACACAAGACAGCCCACCCACCAGCAACAAAGUUCUUGUCACAGUAAUCAGAAAUGACAUAGAGGUGUCAAAAAGAGUCCUCAAUGUGACUGGGACAGCUGAUCUCAUAGAACAAACUCUAUCCCAGCAAAGAGACAGUGUAUUCCACCGGCUGUUAAAAUACAAUCCAGAGUUCAACGACUACAUUGAUGAUGAUGAUGAGCCCCUGAAGCACCUGGAUAGAUACCAAAUCAUCUUGAUGGAGGCUAAACAAAAUGAGGCUGAACCAUUGAAUGCAGGUGAAGAUCGUCAAAGUGGGCUAUUGGAGAAAGAGUCUCUAAGACAAACUGAUAGCGUGCACAGCUUUGAUGCUCCAGGUUUGGUGGCACUAAUCAAGAACAAAGCCCCAUCUGUUCUCGCUGAAUAUGAAAAAACUGGAACACUCUCUCUCACAUCCCGAAAACUCCUUGUAAGAACAGGUGUCAGCAGUCUGGUUGAGCGACGGGGAUUUUACCCCUCCAGUGCUGACAAGCUGAUGUUGGCUAAAAGCAUGAUUGCAGUCUUCUCAUCACUCAUGAUCAAGAUACAAGAAGAGAACAAAGGAUUUGAGCACUUAUAUGACCCAGUGUCCCACUGUGGAUUCAUUGAGAUGAAACUGAGGAACCUGCGGAGAAGCCUUCAUGAUGAUCAGAGACGCUAUCGCAAACGUAGGAGGUCCAGUGAGGGUUCUGCGGGAGCGGUAACAUUACAAGUAAUUGCAGAAGGAGAAGACGAAUCUACGCAAGAUUGGAUAACGGCCACCAAAAGGAUGAGACCAUCUCCCGAGAACCUUGCAUCCAUCAAAAUGGGCAUGGAGAAAACUUUCAACAACCGAAGGCUCUGGAUCACAACUCAGUCACCAACCAUAGAGGAGAUUUUUCAUCAGUACCCUCGCUUUGUAGAUCUGCCAUAUUUGUUUGAUGCAGAGUUUGCAAAAAUAUUUCCGGGCAAAGAAAAUCAAUUUCUUCGGAAAUGGGAAGGACAUAUUGUUCCCAAACUCCUGAAAGUGGCCAGACUGGAAAAUGAAAAUGAUCCUGAUGUUCUGUCAGCUGGUGAGGAGAGUGAUGAGUCACGUUGUCUCAGAGCUCUUAAGUCACUCACCAGUUUUCUACCUCCGACUGCAACUGGGAGGAACAAAGGCUGGUCCAAGUGCAGCGUGAAAUCAGCCUUGUCAUAUAUCCUAGAGGUGAAACAGACUGGAACAAGUAUCCCCAGCCUCUACCAAGAACAAACAGCAGGAGCAGCGGAAGUGCAACAACCAAAGCUUGUGUGUCUGGGAGAUCCAUGUUCAGCAGCACAAUAUAUUAUUGUGGCAAAGCAUGACAAAGUUGCCAUCCCUUUACAGGACGAAGGACUGACAUGUGCCCUGGACAAGCUGUUCAAAAUGUUGUGGGUCUGUAAUGUAGCCUAUCCUGUCCAACUUAACUCUGUGUAUUCUUUUAUUGAGCAUGUUUAUGACUUGCCCAUCUCAGGACCAAAGAGAUCAAAAGUUUUGGAGUUGAUUGCCAAGCUCCGUGCACUAGGACAGAUUAAACAUGUACACGUGUCCCAAGUGCAAAAAGUCAAUUUCAAACAGUGUAAGGACUCUGAUCAGACAUCUUAGGCAAGUUCACGCAGUUUCAGAUGCACAGGAAUAUACAAUUGUAUGUAGUCAAAACCAUUGUCAGAGAACAUAUCAUAAUUUCAAUUCAUAUGCCAGACAUCUCAAUAGAGAACACAAUCCAGUUGCAAACCCACAACAUCUUGAACAAGUUGAUCUAAGUGAUGUGUUGGAGGAUGUUUCUGUGCCAUCUUGCAGUCAUGCCAUGGACACUUCUGAAACUACUUUGGAUGCUGAUUUGGACACUUCUAGGGAUCUUCAAUUUUCAAACCACCGUGAGUGUGCCGCAUCAUUUGUUGCUAAAAUGUACUCCUCAUCAAAUGCCACCUUGACUGAUGUACAGAAAAGCAUUACAUGCACCAAGGAACUACUGGACAAGACAUUGGACUCUUUAAAAGAGAAAACUGCAUCUGUUAUUAACAGCUACUCUAUAUCAAAUGAUGAUGAUGCUGUACAGUCGUUAAUGCAAGAUUUUGAAAAUGCACGAAAUAUGUUUUCAGAGGUCGAUACUCCCUACAAAAUGUGCAAAUAUUUUUCUGAAAAACACUCCCUUGUCAAGCCCACAGAAAUUUUCUUAGGACACAGAGGUGACACUGCUAGAAAGCAGGGAAAAUUUUCUCAAGUACUAGCUGCAGACACUUUCCAGUACAUUUCAAUUAUUGAUACCAUAAAGUUCCUCUUUGGAAGUGAAAAAAUGCAGAAACUCUAUAAGCAAUCGACAAAAAGUGUUGAUGGUAAAAUGCGAGAUUAUUGCGAUGGCACACAUUUUGCGAAUCAUACGUUAUACAACAGGUAUCCCAAUGCUCUACAAAUCCAAAUGUAUUUUGAUGACUUGGAAACGACCAAUCCUUUGGGGUCAAAAACAAAAGUUCACAAAAUGGGAGCUGUUUACUUUUGUUUAAGAAACUUGCCUGUGGAAUUGAACUCCUCCCUUGCAAACAUCCACCUCUGUCUACUCUUUAAUUCUAUCGACCGGGAAACCUAUGGCUUUGACAAAAUAUUAGCACCUUUUUUAGAUGACAUUCGAAGACUUGAAACGGAUGGGAUAGAGGUUGUAAUUGAGGGUCAGAUUUCUGUGCUUCAUGGUACUAUCUGCCUUUUGACCGCUGAUAAUUUGGCUUGCCAUUCACUUGGUGGGUUUUUAGAGAGCUUUUCAGCUAACAGAUUUUGCCAUUUUUGUCUAACUGACAAACAAACUGCCCAGUGUGUGUUUGAUGAUGAUCACCAGGAGUUUCGUGACAAAGUAAACUAUGAAGAGCAUGUCUUGCAAAAUACUCCAAGUUUAACAGGAAUAAAAACAUAUUCCUGUUUAAACUCACUAAAUUACUUUCAUGUUACUGAAAAUAUUUGUGUGGAUGUUAUGCACGACAUUUUGGAGGGUGUUGCUUUAGUUGAAGUAAAACUGAUGUUAAAACAUUACAUUUAUGAAGACAAGUUGUUCACUUUGGACCAGUUCAAUGACAGAUUAGAAAGCUUUGACUAUGGUGUUGCAAAUGAAAAAAACAAACCAAGUGUUAUUCUUAAUUUAAGAACAUCAGAUAAUCCCAUAAAACAAACAGCAAGUCAGAUGUGGUGUCUCUUGCUCUUUUUACCUUUUCUGAUUGGAGAUUUUGUCAGUGAACAUGAUCAACAUUGGAAAUUGUUUCUUCUCCUCAGAGAAAUAUGUAGUAUUGUAUUUUCUCCAGUUGUAAGUGUUGGGCUUAGUGUUUUUUUAAAGCAGUUGGUUAUUGACCACCAUGAUUUGUUCAAGAUUCUUUAUCCAGACAGACCACUCACCCCAAAACAUCAUUUUAUGACUCAUUAUUGGCGCAUGAUGAUAAAGUUUGGCCCACUUUUAAAAUUAUGGUGCAUGAGAUUCGAGAGCAAGCAUGGCUCUCUGAAAAGACAUGCUCAUGUUGUGUGUAAUUUUAUAAAUAUUUCUAAGACAUUGGCUUAUAAAAUGCAGGUACAAAGCAUGUACAACUGGAAAUUUAGCAAUCCCCUCGUCAAAAAAAUGACAGUCACAAAUGCCUUUGCAGUCAUGGUUGGAUCAUUGAAAAAAUGUGAUUUGUUAAUUCAAAAUCUAAAUGCACUUGGCCAUGAUGUCAGUACUUGCAGCAUAAUACAUGUGGCCCACUCUGUCUUUUGUCUUGGUCAUACAUACAAAACUGGUUCUGUUCUUGUUUUAAACUGUGAUAUAAGGGGAGAGCGUCUAUUUGGAGAGAUUGUGCACAUGGUUCUGAAUUCAGAAAGUGAAGAGAUGCUCUGUUUUUUAAGAGUUUUAACUGUUGUUUAUUUUGAUGAGCACCUGUUUUCAUAUGUUGUGCAAAGGACCAAUGAGUAUGAAAUGAAAGAUGUUAAAGGCUUAGCAGACCCAAGACCACUAGACAUAAUUUCCUUUUCUAGAAAUCAGUUUUUUAUAAAUCCAAGAUACAAAUUAAUUGUUUAAUUAUUUUCCUGUGACAUCUCUGUAUCAGCCUGAUUGUUUACCAGUCUUGCCUGUAGUGGUCUUGCAAUUAAUGAUGGUAACGCCUGAUGUUCCUGCAUGAUCUUCUGCUGGUUAGUCCUGGCCUUAAUUAUUUGCAGUUUGUUUAUUUGCAUUUGCAUGUUAAAUAAACGUCACUUUACACAAA
This is a messenger RNA of Astyanax mexicanus (Mexican tetra), 4511 nucleotides long. RefSeq lists its product as uncharacterized. Bases 151 to 1902 code for a protein of 583 amino acids. Lineage: Eukaryota; Metazoa; Chordata; Actinopteri; Characiformes; Acestrorhamphidae. The transcript is spliced from 9 exons. The record is from RefSeq and is a predicted model, not a curated record.